Messenger RNA from Rattus rattus (black rat), 2277 nucleotides. RefSeq names its product lecithin retinol acyltransferase (gene Lrat). The record is from RefSeq and is a predicted model, not a curated record. NCBI's taxonomy places the organism in Eukaryota, Metazoa, Chordata, Mammalia, Rodentia, Muridae. Gene Ontology annotation, biological process: retinol metabolic process. The coding region runs from base 103 to 798 and encodes 231 amino acids. Gene Ontology annotation, molecular function: phosphatidylcholine-retinol O-acyltransferase activity. The transcript is spliced from 2 exons.
GGCAGUGCGGUCCGCAGGUGAGCAGUGCUGCAGCGCGGCGAUCCGGAAAGCUCACCUUGCACAGACCAGUUGCGGCCAGCGAGAAACUCUGGUCUUUGUAGGAUGAAGAACUCAAUGCUGGAGGCUGCGUCCCUGCUUCUGGAGAAGCUGCUCCUUAUUUCUAACUUCAAGAUCUUUAGCGUGUGCGCCCCGGGAGGAGGCACAGGGAAGAAACAUCCCUAUGAAAUCAGCUCUUUUCUCCGGGGUGACGUGUUGGAAGUGUCACGGACCCAUUUUACCCACUAUGGUAUCUACCUGGGGGACAACCGUGUCGCCCAUCUAAUGCCUGACAUCCUGUUGGCCCUGACCAGUGACAAGGAACGCACUCAGAAGGUGGUCUCCAACAAGCGUCUCCUCCCAGGAGUCAUUUGCAAGGUGGCCAGCAUCCGUGUGGACACAGUAGAGGACUUUGCCUAUGGAGCGGACAUCCUCGUCAAUCACCUAGACGAGACUCUCAAGAAGAAGUCCUUGCUCAAUGAGGAGGUGGCACGCAGAGCAGAGCAGCAGUUGGGGCUGACCCCCUACAGCCUACUAUGGAACAACUGCGAACACUUUGUGACCUACUGCAGAUAUGGCUUUCCUAUCAGUCCGCAGGCUGAGAAGUUUCACGAGACUGUGAAGAUACUCAUUCGUGAUCAGAGAAGUUGUCUUGCUUCAGCUGUCUUGGGAUUAGUGUCUAUUAUCUACACAGGCCUGGCAUCAUACAUGACCCUUCCUGCAGUCUGCAUCCCGUUCUGCUUGUGGAUGAUGUCUGGCUAGCUUCCAACCCCCAUGGGAAUGUGUGCAAAUAUGUUUAUAUUUACAGAGCACAAAACAUUAUAAGCAUUGUUGAUAAAAUGUGGCCCACAACACGUUCUAGAUAAAAAGUGAUCAAGAAUCAUGCAAAGUGCUUACCAUGUAAGCCGAACAGAGCCUUUCUGCAUGCUCUCAGGCUGCAGAACACCAGGAGCUCUGGAAGCAGUCAGCCUGUCAGAGGUCAGCGGCCCCAGAGGGAUGGCACCUGAGGUGAAAGCCACAGGAGAUAAUUCAGGUUAUUCUUUCCUCCUGUAAUCAUUCUGUUGUUAGGCUUAUCAGCUGAGAUCACUAACUUUAUUGUAAUGUAUUCUUAUGUAAUGACCGAUAUUAAAGUGAACAAUUUCCCUCAUUUAGAUGAAUAUAUGUUUGAAAAUUAGCUGAAAGGAAACUAAAGCUCACAUUCCCUUUUGCCUGUCUUUGUGUAAUAAUAUAAUCUUAAGUAUGUCAAGAAUAUUAUUUUCAUUAUUUCAUUAUUUCAAGAUCAGUGUUGAAAGAGCUUAGUGAAGUGACUGGUCAGAAAGCAUAGGAGUGUAGGAACAGCCACAGUAGCUAUUUAUAUUUACCUUUGAAUAGCCUGAGAUUGUGUUUUCUUCUUUUCUUUCCAUAUGACUGUAUGACUACUUUCAAAAAGGUGAACAGAAUUAUUAAAAUAAUUCUGGUAUUAGAUAUACACAUGUGCCAAAUGAAUACACCAAUAUCUGCACUCACAUAUUGAUAGGUAAACUGUAUUUCUGGUUGCUUUAUUAUACUAGUGUCAUUUAUUAAUGAGAAUCUACAAAAAUGAAUAUAAAACCAAAUCCAGUGUCUUUUCCUGUGCCCUUGAAUAUCAAUCUCUCUCUCUCUCUCUCUCUCUCUCUCUCUCUCUCUCUCUCUCUCUCUCUCUCUGUGUGUGUGUGUGUCACUGGAUAGUUUUAAAGCUAAAUUUACUAAUAUCCUUUUUUAAAAUACAAGUUACAUUUGUUUUACAGUUAAUUUUCCACUUUAAGUAUAAUUUAUGACCAUAAGAGAGGUAUGUCACAGCAGUAUAUAAAGCCUAAAUGAAUAGAGCCAAAAAAUAAGUAUUCUGAGAAAGUUACUAAUGCCAAGCAUUGCAGGUGUGUUCACUCACUCUACUGGAUCAGAGGGGAGACCUAGCUUGUUAAAAGCAUGCCUUCAAGACUGUCACUAAAAUGACACAGGUUGGAGUUACACUUCAGGUACUGAACUGUUAUCAAAGGUGGUACAUGGACUAUCUGUUGUCCUUAGAAGGUUGGAGCAGCAGGCAGAGAGCUCCAGGCCUGUGUGGGCUGGAAGACAAUACUGUCUGUUGUCUGGUAACUGUUAAAAGGUACAAAUCAGGCACUGAAGAGAUGACUCAGCACUUAGAGCUAUUGCUACUCUUGAAGAGGACCAGGAUUUAGUUGCCAGCAGCUCCUGGUAGAUCACAGCCUCUGUAACUCCAAU